CCCUAUAAACACAAAUAGUUCCGAAGUGUUUUUUUUUUUUAAUCUCUGUACUGCUAGCCUUUUCAUUUUUCUCUUUCACAUGAGAACCAAAAGAAUGGCAACCAUUUUUGUAGCUCCAAAUCCAGGCCUUAAACCCACCAAACUCGAAUCUCAAAACUUUGGAGUCGUCAAGGAAGAAAUCGAAGGUCUUAUCAAAGUUUACAAAGAUGGGUAUGUGGAAAGACCAGAGAUUGUUCCGUGCGUCUCCUCUGCUUUGCCUCCAGAGCUCGGUGUUAUAUCCAGAGACAUUGUCAUCGACAAGUCCAUUAACAUUUGGGCUCGUUUCUAUGUUCCAACCACAAGCCAGCAAAAAGUACUUGGGAAUUAUAAGCUUCCUUUGCUGGUAUAUUUCCAUGGAGGUGGAUUCUGUGUUGGUUCAGCAGCUUGGAGUUGCUACCAUGAAUUCCUAGCAAAGCUCGCUGCCAAAUCCAGCUGCUUAAUCAUGUCGGUGAAUUACCGUUUAGCUCCUGAGAAUCCACUUCCAGCAGCUUACGAAGACGGGUUCAAAGCCCUCUCGUGGUUGAAACAAACAGCUCUUUCAGUUAAUAAUAAUAACAAUUAUUCCCAUCAUCAAUGGUGGACACAACACUGCGAUUUCGAGAGGAUCGUCCUCGCCGGCGACAGUGCCGGAGCCAACAUAGCGUACAAUGUGGCCGCUAGGCUUUGUUUGGAGAUGAAGAGCUUGAGGCCUCUAUUGGUGAAAGGUUUGGUUUUGCUGCAGCCAUUUUUCGGUGGAGAGACGAGGACGGGUUCGGAGAAGUACUCGAUGGUUCAGCCGCAGCCGCCGCGGUCGUCGGCGCUGAGCCUGGCGGCUUCGGAUACUUAUUGGCGAUUGGCGCUGCCAGCCGGAGCAAACCGGGACCAUCCAUGGUGCAAACCUUUAGGGAAAGUAAUGGUGGUGGAGAAGGAGAAGGGUGGUGUUGGUAUUGGUGUAGGUGUGCCAAUGUUGGUUUGUGUAUCGGAGAUGGAUAUAUUGAGAGAUAGGAACUUGGAGUUUUGCAGUGAAAUGGGAAAAGCUGGUAGGCAUGUGGAGUUUGAGGUGUAUAGAGGUGUUGGACAUGCAUUUCAGGUUCUUUCCAAGUCUCAGAUCUCCCAAACUCGGUGUUAUGAAAUGGUGGGUCGUAUUAAGAACUUUGUUAGUCGAUGUUGAUGAUGAUGAUGAUAUUGAUAAUGAAUUUGUCUUAUGUGUGUGUAUAAAAAAUUAAAUCUUUUUUCUUUUCUUUUUGGUAAUGGAAUUAAAUCCCUUUUUGUUAAAAAGAAGUUCGUAAAUAGUUAUCAAAAGAAGACUGUAUUUGUCAUUAAAUCUUGGACCUUGUAUAUUAUUGUAGAAGCUAUAAGCUUUAAAAUAAUUAGCUAGUACUCUAUACAUCUUUUUUCUGGAAUUAUGGUUAGGCAACAUAGAUAAAUGUAACUGUAACCUAAAACAAUACGGUUGCAAUUUUUCCCUUUUUUUUUUUUUUCUUUUUUUCUUUUUUCUUUUUUUUCUGUUUUACUUUUUUUGUUCACUAUUUUUAUUUACCUAUGAUUAGUUAUUUAUCAAUUUUUUUCGGGAUUAUUUCAAAGACUUAAAAAAUUCUAAAUUUUAUUAUGUCAUUCUAGAAUUCUAAUAUAUUACUACACCAUACACUAUAUAGAUUACUAAUAUCGUACUGCUUUAAGCAAUUCAAACAUAUAUAUGUGUAUAAAUACGUAAUCAUAGGCAACUGCAUACAUCCCAAUCAAGAUUCCACGGUGUAAUUAUUUGUUUGUUCAUAUGAAAAAUAUUUUAUGCA
Ziziphus jujuba (common jujube) is the source of this 1811-nucleotide messenger RNA. Its product is annotated as probable carboxylesterase 6. The record is from RefSeq and is a predicted model, not a curated record. The coding region runs from base 80 to 1189 and encodes 369 amino acids. The transcript has a single exon. Lineage: Eukaryota; Viridiplantae; Streptophyta; Magnoliopsida; Rosales; Rhamnaceae. Gene Ontology annotation, molecular function: hydrolase activity.